ACAGUUGCCGACACUGGUGAAUACCUUUACGGCAGCCUUUGGUCACACGUGUUGUCAUCGCAUGGCAGUCUCGGAGUAAAUAGCAGCAGCUAGCCGAGCUAAAAUAAUACUUGAAGAAAAUGUCUUUCCGAGGAGGAGGUGGACGAGGUGGGGGAAGAGGUGGAGGAUUUAACCGAGGAGGAGGCGGCGGCAGAGGUGGUGGAGGAUUCGGUGGAGGCAGAGGUGGUGGAGGAUUUGGACGGGGCGGGGGCAGAGGUGGCUUUAAUAGGCAACAAGACUACGGUCCUCCAGAAUAUGUUGUUGCACUGGGAGAGUUUGUGCAUCCAUGUGAAGAUGACAUUGUGUGCAAGUGUACGACAGAGGAAAACAAAGUGCCCUACUUCAAUGCCCCAGUGUACUUGGAAAACAAGGAGCAGAUCGGGAAGGUGGAUGAGAUAUUCGGCCAGCUCCGGGACUUUUAUUUUUCAGUCAAACUUUCCGACAAUAUGAAGGCGUCCUCGUUUAAGAAACUACAGAAGUUUUAUAUAGAUCCAAUGAAGCUCCUCCCGCUGCAGAGAUUCCUUCCCAGGCCGCCAGGAGAGAAGGGUCCGCCAAGAGGCCGAGGUGGAGGAAGAGGAGGUGGUCGUGGAGGCGGUUUUCGAGGUGGCAGGGGUGGAGGCGGCCGCGGUGGAUUUGGAGGUGGGCGCGGCGGAGGAUUUGGAGGCGGCCGCGGCGGAGGGUUUGGCGGUGGGCGCGGUGGAGGCUUCAGAGGAGGAAGGGGAGGCGGCGGCGGACGUGGAUUCAGAGGUGGGAGAUGAUCUGACAGUGGUGGUCUCGUGUGGCGGUCCCAUUCCAGUCUUCUGCUACACAAGUAAAAGGGCUGCGUUGUAUAAGAGUGGCUGGCCUGUUGGACUCAUAUGGGCAUGGCCUCUCUUUGUAGAACUUGAAUGGAUUUUCUCCAUUUUUUUUGGUUUUAUUUUUUUUACCAGUUUUGUAUGCGUGAUGGAUCUUGAUGAUUUUUAUUUAAAAGGUUCAUGUGUAUGCUUGUGUGUAACAGUGAGGACCUUUUCAGACUGUAAGGGAGGAUUAUUGGGUCCCUUUGUGAACAGACAUGUCAUUAUCCUGUGCUUGAUGUUUGUGUUAAAAUAUUGGGCCAUGACAAAUGUUUGUACUUCAUUAAUAUUUGAGAUACAUCUCCAUAUAUUCUUUUACUGAUAUGGGAAAAUGGGGGAAAAAUCAGACUUUAUAUGCUGUUGAAAACAUUUUAAUACCCAUCAUUUGUACAAUCUUAAGCUGAAUAUUGUCAUUUUUGUUCAAAGCCUUAAUUAAAAGGUGCUUUGUAA
This is a messenger RNA of Morone saxatilis (striped sea-bass), 1322 nucleotides long. It is a transcript of the gene gar1, whose product is annotated as GAR1 homolog, ribonucleoprotein. Gene Ontology annotation, biological process: snoRNA guided rRNA pseudouridine synthesis; ribosome biogenesis. Lineage: Eukaryota; Metazoa; Chordata; Actinopteri; Moronidae. Gene Ontology annotation, molecular function: box H/ACA snoRNA binding. Gene Ontology annotation, cellular component: box H/ACA snoRNP complex. The transcript is spliced from 7 exons. The record is from RefSeq and is a predicted model, not a curated record. The coding region runs from base 120 to 797 and encodes 225 amino acids.